Pochonia chlamydosporia 170 is the source of this 360-nucleotide messenger RNA. Its product is annotated as alpha-L-fucosidase domain-containing protein. Gene Ontology annotation, biological process: carbohydrate metabolic process. Gene Ontology annotation, molecular function: alpha-L-fucosidase activity. The coding region runs from base 1 to 360 and encodes 119 amino acids. The record is from RefSeq and is a predicted model, not a curated record. The transcript has a single exon. NCBI's taxonomy places the organism in Eukaryota, Fungi, Ascomycota, Sordariomycetes, Hypocreales, Clavicipitaceae.
AUGAAGCCCGUCCGAACAAUCCUUGCUAAGACGGCCGCCCUGCAACUGCUCGGCACCGGUCUGGCAGCGAUUCCCGCCACGCCGGCCCGAGCCGUCGGCGGCGCGGCCACAGACUGGAUGCACAACGCCAAGUUCGGCGUGAUGCAGCACUGGCUGGCCGAAGGGUGUCCCGGUUCGGACGGUUCGUGCGGCGACCCGGCGCCGACGGUCUCGAGCUGGAAAUAUGGAACCCCAGAUUACCAGCCCAACGUCGUCUCUGUGAGCAACCACGAAGCUCCGAACUGGUAUCGCGACGCCAAGUUCGGUAUAUUCAUCCACUGGGGUGUAUAUGCCGUGCCGGCAUACAAGAAUGAGUGGUAA